This is a messenger RNA of Diatraea saccharalis (sugarcane borer), 5156 nucleotides long. The record is from the annotation of a GenBank genome assembly. NCBI's taxonomy places the organism in Eukaryota, Metazoa, Arthropoda, Insecta, Lepidoptera, Crambidae.
GCUCGCGAGUCGUGGUUUGCUUCAGUCGGGUCUACGAUCAUUUUUGCGUUUAGUAAAUAUGUGCGGAAUAUUUGCAUACAUUAACCAUCUAACGCCGAAAACUCGGCGUGAAAUUUUGGAAUUGCUCGUAAAUGGAUUAAAACGCUUAGAAUAUCGUGGAUAUGAUUCGGCGGGCGUCGCUGUCGAUGCUGCAGACCAGAAAGAUAUCGCUGUGGUGAAACGCAGCGGCAAAGUAGCUGCUCUUGAAGAACUGCUGCAGGAGCGUAGCGUCGAGCUAUCAGUAGAAGAAUGUGUUGAUUCGCACUGUGGAAUCGCUCACACGCGUUGGGCAACGCACGGUGAACCGAGUGCCGUCAACUCACAUCCGCAACGUUCAGGAGAAGAUAACGCUUUUGUUGUCAUCCACAACGGCAUCAUUACUAACUACAAAGAAGUGAAAACAUUUCUAGAAAAUAAGGGUUAUACAUUUGAAUCUCAAACUGAUACCGAAGCUAUUGCUAAGUUGAUUCAUCAUAUGUACAACCAGCACAAAGAUUACAACUUCCAGGAACUUGUUGAACAGGUAAUCCAACAGCUCGAAGGAGCUUUUGCUUUGUGUUUCAAAUCACGCCAUUUUCCCAAUGAAUGUGUAGCAACUAGAAGAGGUAGCCCAUUAUUAGUAGGAAUCAAGACACGCCGCCGGCUGUCUAGUGAUCAUGUGCCAAUUAUGUACACCAAUAACAAAGCUACUCGAGGAGUGGUACCUUCUGUACCCCGUGUCAACAGUCAUGCACACUUUGAACCUGAAGAGGAGCGUGAUGUUGAGUAUUUCUUUGCUUCUGAUGCAUCUGCUGUUAUUGAACAUACUAAUAGAGUCUUAUAUUUUGAAGAUGAUGAUGUUGCCCAUAUUAGAGAUGGUAUUCUCAGUAUUCAUCGCUUGUCUGGCAGCAGUACUGAUCCUCAUGAACGUGAAAUUUUCACUUUAAAACUUGAAUUGCAACAAAUCAUGAAAGGCAACUAUGAGUACUUCAUGCAAAAGGAAAUUUUUGAACAACCAGAAUCUAUUGUUAAUACUAUGAGAGGACGUCUUAACUUUGCUAAUAGCACUGUCACUUUAGGAGGUAUCAAAGAUUAUAUUCCUGAGAUUAAGCGAUGCAGAAGACUUAUGUUAAUCGGAUGUGGUACCAGCUACCAUAGUGCAGUAGCUACUCGUCAGUUACUGGAAGAGCUCACGGAAUUACCUGUUAUGGUAGAGCUGGCGUCUGAUUUCUUGGAUAGAAAGACUCCAGUUUUCAGAGAUGAUGUUUGCUUCUUUAUUUCCCAAUCUGGAGAGACUGCUGAUACUCUAAUGGCUUUGAGGUACUGUAAACGACAUGGCGCCCUUAUUGUGGGCAUUACUAAUACAGUAGGCAGCUCCAUUUGUCGUGAAUCGCACUGUGGUGUCCACAUCAAUGCUGGCCCUGAAAUCGGUGUUGCCUCAACAAAAGCAUACACUUCUCAAUUUGUAUCAUUGGUCAUGUUCGCUCUUGUUAUUAGUGAGGAUCGCAUUUCCUUGCAGAAAAGACGCGCCGAUAUCAUUGCAGGUCUUCAUGAGUUGGAUGAAAAGAUUCGUCAAGUGUUGGCCUUGGAUUCUGAAGUAAAAGCUCUGGCAGAAGAUUUAUAUCGGCAAAGAUCAUUACUAAUAAUGGGAAGAGGAUACAAUUUCGCAACUUGUUUGGAAGGAGCUUUGAAAGUGAAAGAAUUGACAUAUAUGCACAGCGAGGGCAUUAUGGCUGGAGAAUUGAAGCACGGUCCUCUCGCUCUCAUUGAUGAUUCAAUGCCAGUUAUGAUGAUUGUAAUGCGCGAUCCAGUGUACACAAAGUGCAUGAAUGCAUUGCAGCAAGUGAAUGCCCGGCAAGGUCGACCGAUCGUCGUAUGUGAGCAGGGCGACAAGGAAACAAUGGCUCUGGCUUCUCGUAGCCUAGAAAUUCCGAAAACUGUGGAUUGUCUGCAGGGAGUUUUAACCGUCAUCCCUAUGCAGCUUCUUGCAUAUCACAUUGCAGUAUUACGGGGUUGUAAUGUUGAUUGUCCGCGAAAUCUCGCAAAAUCUGUUACUGUAGAAUAAACGGUUAUCUUGCGAUCUCUUUGGCACAAAUCUUUAAUGUAAAUAUUGAAUGAAUAUAUAAGUAAAUCCAGCUUUCGUAUUUUGUAGCCGCAAAACUCAAGAGUAGUCAAAUGAUGGACUACAUUUUAUAAAGCGUUGUAUUUUUUCUAAGACUUAAAUAUAUUUAUCCCGAGGUUCCUUUAAGAAUAUACUAAGCCAUAGCGAAGCGUGACCGGCUUUAGGUAUUACUGAAUCAUUUUGAUGUUUGAAAAGCGCAAAAAAUAAAAUACAGAUAUCAAUAUAUCGUUGUUCCGUUACAUAUAAUACUUGAAUAGCCAUGACAAUACAACUACAAAAUAAUAUUUUUAUACAGCUGCGUGACUUACCUACAGCACGUAAAAUUUAAAAGUUGUAUAUGAUUAUUAACUGAAAUGUCAUCUGUUUUGCAACUAUAUGUAUAAUAAUAUGUAAACACAUAAUACUUAUUCCUAUUACGUUAAAGUGUUAUCGCCUAAAAUAUAAUAUACAUUUAGAUAUUAACAUUAGAAUGAGAGCAUCAAGCUGUAUGAUUCCUUUUAUUAUUAAUAACUCACCCGGUUUAUAUUAAUUAGCAACACAUAAUUUCUAUUUUGUUCAUAAUUCCUUUUCAAUCGAUUAAGUGAAACAUUCCAAUCGGUACUUUUUCUUUCGUUAUAUUACUUUGUAAUCCUUAACAUUCCACUUAUAACUAAUUAUCUACAUUUUUAUCUUGAAUUAACUAAAUAUAUUAUUUCGACAAGUUAUAGUCUGGCUUAGUUUUCGUGCCCCGAUGCUGGCGACAGUGUGGAAUGUACCGGGGGUUUUUAUUUUGUAUCUUUGAUAUAGGCAUUAUCUGGUUGUGAUAUCAACGAUUAUAAUUCAGCUUCCUUUGUUUAAAUACUAUUUUUUUUUUCAAACAUCUAUUACUAGGACAUGUAGGUGUGAAAAAUUAUAUUAGCAUCACAAUAUUAAUUUAUAUUCAGUUACUAUUAUUAUUUUUAGUUUUUACAGAAUAAGUAGUUGCUUUAGCGUAUAUAGUACUUAUUUACCUAUACAAUAUGUAUCAUUAAAAUAUAAUUAACUACGUACCUUAGGCUUGAUUUUAUUGUUUAAGUGGUAAUAAAUAACUAUAAUUGUUAACGAUGUGUCGUCACAUAUCUGAUAAAAUGUCCGUCAAGCGUCUCAUGGAAGCAUAGAAGCCAUAACUCUGGCCAUAGGAUCGACAUUUUAGGGAAUGUUGUGAUGAUAUUUCGUUUUUGUUUUUACUAUUUUGCCAUGAGAUUUGGUGGAUAAACUUGGGAUAAAUGAUUAAGUUAAAAACUGCUGUCAAAUUCAUUAUCAUUCGUUCUUCCCUAUUAAAGUACAUGUCAAAGUACUAAAAUGUAACGAAUUGCGCUAUAAUAUCGCUAAGAUGUCGUGUCCUGUGGCUAGUUACAGCUAGAGGAGCUAGGCGGUCGAUUAGCGUCUGUAAGUUUGAAUGUCAAAUCAUAUAUUUGUCUGUUCCGCAACCGAUGAGAUCAGAUGUGUCGAAAGUCGAACUAAAUUAUGCUAAUAUUGUUUAUAAUUGAUAAUAAUUAAUUUGUUAAUUAAUAGAUUUUUUCAAAAGUUUUAUUCCCUUAGCGUUAUGCAGUUUUUAUUUAAGAAAAUUCAAUUACAGUAAAUUCACAUUUAAAAUGUCAAUACAAUUACAAUAUAAGAAAAUAAAAUUUUUAUUCUCUAAACACAAUAUACCUAAACGGGACUGUAAAAAUACGUAAUUGUUAAGCAAACAUCUGCAGUCUGCUUUUAAUUUAUUCAAUAGGAUCAAGUCUACUGUAUUAUUGUAAGUUUCAGAAAUAUAUUGUGUAAUUUUAAAAAAAUGGAUGUACAUAUGUUAUGAAAACAGUUAGGUAAUAUGUUUUAGUAAGAUGUGUAAAUAAUAUAAUACUUUUAUAGUUGCUGGAAUAAAUAAUAUCGCUUACCUGCUUCACCGGGAUUCUUUAGUUUAUUGUUUUAGGUGCUUAUCAGUAAUAUAGAAAUCUAUUAGUUGAUACGCUCAUGUUCGACUUGUUAUGUUUUUAAUAUCAUGACAAAGUCUAUUGCCUUCUAUGGAAAAAAAAACAAUAAUUCAUUGUUAUGUUGAUAGUGUAACAACUAUGUAGUUCAUGAAUAUUGGUGAUUGAUAUUUGAAAUGAAAUGAAGCCGCAUAUAAAUACCAUAUAUAAUUGUUUUGAUAUUAAAUUAGCACAAAUAAAUAAAUUUUAAUAAGGUUUAAAUGAAUUGAAGAAAAUAAGUUUUGUAUAACCUGAUUUGUUGUUGACUAUAUUUUAUUUAUUGUUUUCUGUUUCAAAAAUUAUAAUUUAUUAGUUUCAUAUGGCCACGGGCUCUACCCUAUUGUGUGUUUGAUCGUGCAAUGAAAUCAUUUUAAAUCUGAAUAUCGGUAAAGUCUGAAACAAGGAAAUAAUGAUAAGUGCAGUAUCAAAGCUAGCAAGUAGGUACAGUGGCGUAGAUAACGCUAUUAUCCGAUUUAAUCGCUAAUGAGCGACGCCCUGUAUCUACUAUAUUAUAAUAUAUGAAUAAUUUUUAACAGAUUAUCGAAAAUUUGUGAAAUAAAAUUUCCAUUGUUACUUUUUCAUGUGAUAAAUCUAAGCUAUUCACUAGUCAAAAUUUUUGUAGCUUAGUUCGGAAAUUUCGCUAUUUCCAAAAGACUAUUUAAAACGUUAAAUGUCCAGCAUAAAGUGUGUAGAUUUUCUUAUGUUCGUAUUUUUUUUUUACACAGUUUUAUUUCUUUUUUAAUACAGGCUACAACUAUGCAAACAGGAUCCAAUUAUUACAAAAGCAGCAAUGUUAGUUACGUUAUUUACCUUUAAGUAAUUAAUUCUAAGAUAGAUUAAAAGAAUGUUCUUAGAAUAUGCUUCAUUUCUAUUCUAUUCAUAUUUGUUAAUAUCCGUAUGAGUUUAUAUACAAUAUAAUUUUAUGCACAACAUACAUAUUUUAAUGCAACAGAUCGGGAAAAAAUGUAAUAUAGUCAUUUAUUAUUGUUUAGUAUAAGUAUGAGAUUAAACUAUAGUUUCUUAAAUAUAUCGUUUUGUAUAUU